AUGUCUUCCCUGCAAGGAUUACCCCCGUUACCAAGAAGCUUGAGUGGCUUCAAUUUGAGCGGUCGCGGCGAGAGCGGCGAGAGCCCACGAGGUCGUCCAUUUGGUCUACGGCAGCUCGAUCUCUCAUUGUUAUCACAAUUGUGGUCCUUGAACGAGUCGAUCCAGGAGUUCCGGCAACUGCUGCAGGAGCAGGAGGACCGAGCGCCUUCGCCAUCACCCAGCAGCGAGGAGGGAGAGGAUGCGACUUAUGGGGUGCAUCCGCCGCCACCACCGAGAAGACCUGCACCUACGCUGCAUCAUCGACCGCCACGACCUCCCAGGCCACCCAGGCCAUCAGCCAGUGACGAAUCGCCGUCGAGUGAAGAAUACGGGGCCGUUUGA
This is a messenger RNA of Cyphomyrmex costatus, 381 nucleotides long. Its product is annotated as protein FAM89B. The transcript is spliced from 2 exons. The record is from RefSeq and is a predicted model, not a curated record. Lineage: Eukaryota; Metazoa; Arthropoda; Insecta; Hymenoptera; Formicidae. The coding region runs from base 1 to 381 and encodes 126 amino acids.